This is a messenger RNA of Psilocybe cubensis, 1008 nucleotides long. RefSeq lists its product as uncharacterized. The transcript is spliced from 4 exons. The record is from RefSeq and is a predicted model, not a curated record. Lineage: Eukaryota; Fungi; Basidiomycota; Agaricomycetes; Agaricales; Agrocybaceae. The coding region runs from base 1 to 1008 and encodes 335 amino acids. Gene Ontology annotation, molecular function: copper ion binding.
AUGUCGGCUACCCCAUACAUUGAAUUUUCUGUCAAUACCCCCGAGUUUGCUAGAGCCGUUGUCGAAGCCGGCGCCAAUGGCAUAGAAAUCGUUGGUACUGAGGGCAUCACAACGACAUUUCAUAACUUCGCACUAAUUAUGAAGGCUACUGAAAACGGACUAACAGCAAGAGGCGGAGAUAGAACCUCAUUUGAAGUAACUAUGGUUAUUCGUCCAAGAACAGGGGAUCUUGUCUACAACUCUGAUGAGCUAAAGGAAAUCAGGGAAGACAUAAAAUACUUCAAGAAAAAUCCUCUUGUGACAGGAUUCAAAGUCGGUGCUAUGACUGUAGAUGGUGACCUCAAUUUUGAUGCUAUGCUGCAUCUGCAGAAGAUAUCAAGUCCAAAGAAAUGUCUGUGGAUAUUUUCUAUAAUUUUUUACCCACUGACAUGUUUGCCGAUGUCAGUGUGCUUUGCCGGAUAUGCUUUUGAAUACAUCAACCAGCAGAAACUAUCCUCCGUCCUGUAUAAGUUGCAACUAAUCGAAGGUAUUGCAUGGAUCGGGUCAAGGGAAAUUGUGAAUAUCGAAGAUAUCCAAUCAUCAGAGCCCAAUCAUGCCCUUUUUCUAGUGAAAAAAGCCGUUUCACUGAACGAAGGAUUUACGCCCUUAAAAUUUGCUUGGGAAGUAGCGACGCAAUCUGUUGGAGAUGCAUUCUUCAAACAUCCUUAUUAUUUUUUUCUAAUGUUUUACUUUGGGCGGAGCGAACUAGAUGAAGCACACCUCACAUCUCUCAGUAGGAGGCUGCUUCUGACGGGAUGUUCGUCCUUGGAAACUUUCGGAGGGCGUUCAGCUACUAUCGGAGUCAUAACCAAUGUUAUUAUGGCAGUACAGGACGCAUGGUCCCAUUACGUGAAGAGUAAACGUUCGAUGUCAGGCCCUUCUAUCCAACUUGACCUCCUUCUUUCCAAGUACGAAUCGAAGGCAAAUGUUAGGAUUUCCGACAUAGUGGAACUUUAUGCUUUGGACUGA